Molecule: messenger RNA, 2187 nt
Organism: Fusarium oxysporum Fo47
Lineage: Eukaryota; Fungi; Ascomycota; Sordariomycetes; Hypocreales; Nectriaceae
Product: adenylate cyclase-binding protein
Exons: 5
Coding region: 394-2016 (540 amino acids)
Biological process (GO): cytoskeleton organization; regulation of adenylate cyclase activity
Cellular component (GO): cytoplasm
Molecular function (GO): actin binding; adenylate cyclase binding
Source: RefSeq, a predicted model, not a curated record
GGAUCUUGAACCUCCUGGACCGAGCUCCAAUCACCUCACCUCAUCUCAUCUUCAAUAUCUAAGUACCUAUUCAAUUGUUUGUUAAUUAACUCUCUCUUAGCUUGCAUAGCUAGCGAAAAAGAAACAGCGUUGGUUCACUCAAUCACUAAGCUUGCUGUUCUCUCCCAUUUCUGCUUGGCACUAGCUACCUACGACCUAUAACUCGAAAGCUACUCGCCGUUCCGUCUUGCGCAAUCCUCCAAAGCAACUAUCCUGUUGCCUGAGCACGUCGCUGCCACCCGAUCAACUAUUCUUUCAGGGGCCCAGGCAUAUCUUCAGCUUCUUUUAUUUCGAGCAGAACGCUUUCAGUCCGCUGCUUCGACUAAAUAAUAACCCAACGGGCGAUUAUCCAACAUGGCUGCUAAUAGUCAGAUGCACAACCUAACUACGCUUAUCAAGAGGCUUGAAGCUGCAACUUCGCGCCUCGAGGAUAUCGCUUCUUCGACCGAGCCUCCUGCCGAUGCCGCCGUUCUCAACCAGGCGAUACCUUCACCUCCGAACCCCUCCUUAGCCGCUCCUCCUCCUCCAGCCGCUUCCGAUUCCAAGGCCACUACUCCCGCUGCCGCGAAGCCCGAACCUGUCGCCGAGCCGCUGCCAGAAUCUAUCGAGGAAUUCGAUGCUUUCCUGAACACUUCUGUCGAUAAAUAUGUGAAGUUGAGCCACCAGCUAGGAGGAUUGGUCGCUGAGCAGGCUGCGCUCGUCAAAUCUGGUUUCCAGGAGCAGCGCAAGUUUCUCCUGAUUUCCACAAAGGCGAAAAAGCCAAACCUCUCCGGACCUGAUCUGCCAGUAUAUGAGAGCCUCAUCAAACCCAUCAACGAGGCACUGAUGGCUGUCACCGAGCUCAAAGACGCCAACCGUCCUAGCCCUAUGUACACGCAACUCAGCACUGUCUCCGAUGGUAUCAUGGUUCUUGCAUGGGUUACCAUUGACACUCGCCCCUAUAAGCACGUGGACGAGUGCCUUGGCUCGGCUCAAUUCUUUGGAAACAGAGUUCUGAAGGAGCAGAAGGAUAAGGACCCCAAGCAGAUCGAAUGGGUUCAGAGCUUCUAUCAGAUGUUCCGCGAUCUUGCCGACUAUGUCAAGCAAUACUUCCCAACAGGUAUUCCAUGGAACCCGAAUGGCCAGCCUGCUCAGGAAGUUCUUAAGUCAUUGUCUGCUGGUUCUGCGACUGCUUCCGCUCCCACUGCCCCGGCACCUGCUGCUGGUGGUGCUCCUCCACCACCACCUCCUCCCCCUCCCCCUGGCCCUCCCCCUGUCCUUGAUAUCAAGACAGAUGAUGCUCCUGCGCCUGCAUCAUCUGGUGGAUUCGGGGCUGUUUUCUCAGAGCUCAACAAGGGCGAUGCUGUCACUAAGGGUCUGCGUAAAGUGGACAAGUCCGAAAUGACGCAUAAGAACCCAUCUCUUCGCAGUGGCUCAACGGUUUCAAGUGGCCAGAGGGGUAAGAGCCCUGCUCCUGGCAAGAAGCCUAAACCCGAGAGUAUGCGUAUCAAGAAGCCAGCCAAGAAGGAGCUAGAGGGCAAUAAGUGGACUAUUGAAAACUACGAGAAGGAGGCCGAGCCAAUUGAGAUUGAGGCCUCACUUACACACUCGGUUCUCAUCAGCCGUUGCAACAACACCACCAUCAUUGUCAGGGGCAAGGCCAACCAGGUCACAGUCGAGAAUUCCACCCGUCUGUCCUUGAUCGUUGAUACCCUUGUUUCGACAGUCGAUGUAGUCAAAGCCAACAACUUUGCUCUUCAGGUUAUGGGCACUAUCCCAACCGUCAUGUUGGAUCAGGUCGACAGUGCCCAAAUCUACUUCAGCAAGGAGAGCAUAGGAACCAAGGUUUUCACCAGCAAAUCAGCGGGCGUCAACCUCAACGUUAUUUCUGGCGAAGACGAUGACUACAAGGAGGUGCCCCUGCCUUCGCAAAUCUGCUCCUAUUACGACGAGUCUAAGGGAGACUUGGUCAACGAAAUUGUGGCCCAUGCCGGCUAAAGCAGAUGGCAUAUACCUUGGAUCCGCAUAUGUAGGAGUAGGAUAGGUAGGAUAUUCAGACAAUUUUCUGUGGUGUAGUUAUUUGGGCCCGCAUCACAUGUAUCUAGACGCGUAAUGGCAACUAACACUGGGGGUGAAGGGCGCCUCUUUCUAGAAUUUUGGAACUUUUAU